Messenger RNA from Bufo gargarizans (Asiatic toad), 732 nucleotides. Its product is annotated as diacylglycerol kinase beta-like. The transcript is spliced from 5 exons. Gene Ontology annotation, cellular component: plasma membrane. Gene Ontology annotation, molecular function: ATP-dependent diacylglycerol kinase activity. The coding region runs from base 103 to 573 and encodes 156 amino acids. The record is from RefSeq and is a predicted model, not a curated record. Lineage: Eukaryota; Metazoa; Chordata; Amphibia; Anura; Bufonidae. Gene Ontology annotation, biological process: lipid phosphorylation; diacylglycerol metabolic process; intracellular signal transduction.
AAGAAUAAAUUUUGGUAUUUUGAAUUUGGGACGUCUGAAACUUUCUCUGCAACUUGCAAAAAACUUCAUGAAGCAAUUGAAAUAGAAUGUGACGGCAUCCAAAUGGAUCUUGGAAAUAUCUCUCUGGAAGGAAUUGCUAUUCUGAACAUCCCGAGCAUGCACGGUGGCUCAAAUCUCUGGGGAGAGACCAGAAAAAGAAGAAUUAAUCGCAGACUUGAAAAGAAGACUCAAGAAAAGAGGAACACGGUGACCGAUGUAAAGGAGCUCAAAUUUGCAGCGCAAGAUCUAAGUGAUCAACUGUUGGAGGUGGUUGGCUUGGAAGGAGCAAUGGAGAUGGGACAGAUUUACACAGGGCUGAAAAGUGCUGGAAGACGUCUUGCACAAUGUUCCUCUGUGUUUAUAAGGACCACCAAGUCUCUCCCUAUGCAGAUUGAUGGGGAACCUUGGAUGCAGACACCUUGCACGAUCAAGAUCACUCACAAGAACCAAGCCCCUAUGCUAAUGGGACCUCCCCCGAGGAACAGUCUCUUUACAUCCUUCAUCAAAGGAACAAUGAGCAGAAACAAAGAGUGAAUUAUGUUAUGUAUAUACCUUCAAUGGACAUGUCGGCUUCAUACCAUGUUUUACUGGGCUUCAUAGCUGUAUUUGAAAAUAAUGGGCUUGUUUUUAAAUUUUUUAACUAUUAUGUUAACAUUAAGUUAUAAUUCUAAUUUAUUGUAAUGUUUUUUUGUA